GUCGUGGAUUCUACACUCGAGGUACCUGGUAGUGGAUGCAUUCCCUGAGAAGAUAUUGCAGCUGGAAUACGAUGUGUUGAUGGAACCAGAUAUGAAAGUGGUUUCAAGGUGUUCAUUUCUAUUUGUGUUGACAGUCCCGAAACUGGUGCAUAUUCUUUCCGGUGGGCUGCGUUGCUCUCGCCUACUGGGAAAGCGGUCCAAAAGCAAAGGAGAGAGAAAGUGAAGGGGUUCGUUUCUGGCUGAGUUGAGAUGCGGUGGCAGGCGAACGUACACGAUCAUAUGGAAUAUAGCCUUACAAGCAUGGACACGUUCGCAGGGAUCACAGGUCCACAGAAACAUCAAUGCAGUUGAUAUGCCUCAACUGUCCUUCAGAUGCUCUCACGAUCUGAGGUCAACGCUUGCGUAUCUUGCACGACAAUGUCCAAACUGCCAUUCACUGUCCCAAAACUCCCAACCGCCGACAAUGACAGGGCCGCCAGCGAUAAAUUCAAACUCAGCGCUCCCUCGUCGCCUCUCCAGUGCCGCAAGCUCUGCUUCCGGCUCCCCACUCACGGCGAUGAUGAAGACGACCGUCUCGAGGACGAGCUUACCACUUCUUUCAACAAGUUUAGUGCACAGCGGUGCUGUAAAUGGCAAACGGCCGAAGACCAAAGUCCCUACAAGCCUUCUUGACAUUCCUUCGAAGCCAAGUCCUGACUGGCGGAAGGCAACACAGAAACGCCGCGCAGGUGCUGCACGAUUCAUCCUUGACUCUGCAAAAGCGAGUACAAGUGCGGACGGGAGCGUUGGAGAGCUAGACACGCGCGAUACCCUCGACUCCGGCCCCCAACUCUCAGGUAUCCAUAUGAUGGCAGAAGAACAUGCAUAUGCGAAAGUGGAAGAGACGGAAGACCAAAAAGCCCCUCUGUUGGCUGGGGAUAUGGACUCGGCGCCCCAGAUCGAUUCUAUUCCCGUUCCUCCCAAUGAAACCGACGCCAUCCAGCAAGACGUCGCUGAUCUUCCAGAUGUUGUUACUAUCGAUGACUAUGCACGUGUACCCAUCAUUGCGUUCCCUGCGUAUUCGCCUGCAGCCCAGUCUUUUCCGGCAUUAGUGGUAUCGAUCCUCUGACCGUACUUCCAUGAUGGAGCAGGUAGAGUAGGCGGUGGAAUCGAACAGAGGAAUGGACAUGGUGGACUAGUUAGAUGAAAAGAGCGAGGCUGGCCCUAGAUUUAUAGUUACAUGGUGCAGGUUACAUAAAUAUAGCUUUCAGGCGUCAUGUUCUGGGCGUCUAAUGAUCAUGAGGCAGUUGAGGCUGUGAAGAAGCACCUAAAGGCC
This is a messenger RNA of Suillus subalutaceus, 1315 nucleotides long. RefSeq lists its product as uncharacterized. Lineage: Eukaryota; Fungi; Basidiomycota; Agaricomycetes; Boletales; Suillaceae. The transcript is spliced from 5 exons. The coding region runs from base 353 to 1108 and encodes 251 amino acids. The record is from RefSeq and is a predicted model, not a curated record.